Messenger RNA from Echinops telfairi (small Madagascar hedgehog), 2337 nucleotides. It is a transcript of the gene TESK2, whose product is annotated as testis associated actin remodelling kinase 2. The record is from RefSeq and is a predicted model, not a curated record. Bases 1 to 1389 code for a protein of 462 amino acids. Lineage: Eukaryota; Metazoa; Chordata; Mammalia; Afrosoricida; Tenrecidae. Gene Ontology annotation, biological process: actin cytoskeleton organization; protein phosphorylation. The transcript is spliced from 8 exons. Gene Ontology annotation, molecular function: ATP binding; protein serine/threonine kinase activity. Gene Ontology annotation, cellular component: cytoplasm; nucleus.
AUGAGGCUUUUUGACUUAGAUGCUGCAAUCCCCAGUAGUAGUAAAGAAUAUGGAUCUGAAUAUAUCAACUCUGGGAACCUGGAACAGUUACUAGACAGUAACCUGCAUUUGCCCUGGACUGUGAGGGUGAAACUGGCCUAUGACAUAGCAGUGGGCCUCAGCUACCUUCACUUCAAAGGCAUUUUCCAUCGGGAUCUCACAUCGAAGAAUUGCCUGAUAAAGAAGGAUGAGAACAGUUACUCUGCAGUGGUGGCUGACUUUGGCCUGGCGGAGAAGAUCCCUGAUGUCAGCAUGGGGAGUGAGAAGCUAGCCGUGGUGGGCUCCCCUUUCUGGAUGGCACCUGAGGUUCUUCGAGAUGAGCCCUACAAUGAGAAGGCGGACGUGUUCUCGUAUGGCAUCAUCCUUUGUGAGAUCAUCGCCCGCAUCCAGGCUGAUCCAGACUAUCUUCCCCGCACAGAGAACUUUGGGCUGGACUAUGACGCUUUCCAGCACAUGGUGGGAGACUGUCCCCCGGAUUUCCUGCAGCUCACCUUCAACUGCUGUAAUAUGGACCCCAAACUGCGACCAUCAUUUGUGGAGAUUGGAAGGGCCCUGGAGGAAAUUCUGAGCCGCCUGCAAGAGGAGGAGCUAGAGCAGGACAGGAAGGUGCAGCCCCCAGCCAAGGGACUCAUAGAGAAAGGAAUUGGGAUGAAGCGACUGAGCUCACUGGAUGACAAGAUUCCCCCCAAGUCUCCACGCCCGAGACGUACUAUCUGGCUGUCUCGAAGCCAGUCAGACAUCUUUUCCCGUAAACCUCCACGUACAGUGAGUGUCUUAGACCCCUAUUAUCGGCCACAACGAGGUGCUGCUGCGCGCACCCCCAAGGUCAACCCUUUCAGUGCUCGCCAGGACCUCAAAGGUGGCAAGAUCAAGUUCUUUGACCUGCCUAGCAAGUCUGUCAUCUCCCUGGUAUUUGACCUAGACGCACCAGGGCCUGGAACUGUGUCGAUGGCUGAUUGGCAGGAGCCCCUGGCCCCACCUGCUCGCCAGUGGCGAUCUUUGCCUGGUUCACCUGAGUUCUUGCACCAAGAGGCCUGUCCAUUCAUGGGCCGAGAGGAGUCACUCUCUGAUGGACCUCCACCACGACUCAGUAGUCUCAAGUACCGAGUAAGAGAGAUCCCACCAUUCCAGGCAUCUGCCCCACCAGUUGCUUCAGCUCAUGAGGCCAUGGACUGCUCGAGUCUCCAAGAAGAAAAUGGUUUUGGGCCCAGGACCCAAGUGACAAGUCCAGGACCUGCAGUUGCCUUAGAGGAGAUGGAAGUUGAGGAAGAAACACCAAGAAGUUUGGCCCCAACUCCCUUCUCCACCUCAGGCAGAGGCUGGCAGGCCCAAGAAGAAGAGGAUGGGUGAGGGGGUUUAACCCCCUGCUCACCUUGGGGUUGAACCUUCAGCUGAAGCCAUAGGCCCCCUUGGUGCACAGCCUUGAUCCUUCCGUGGAGCUCAUAGUGCAGGCAAGCUAGCCUGGGCCAAGCUUAACAUUGGGGCUCUCAAUGCCUAAUGGCUAUGUAUGAGAGGAAAGGUAGCAGUGAGAGGCCUUACUAGCUAGGGCCAACAGCUGAUACCAAGCUUCUGAAAUCCAGCCAGGAGCUCUAGCUCCCAAAUGAUUCCCCCAAUACAUUUCCCCAGACAGGACCAGAGAACUCCUAGUUCUAGGUUAAGCUGGCAGGCAGCUACUACCCCAGGUUCUUUCUCACACACCAGGUCUGUCUUUUGCCCUUUCCUGGGGCAUAUAAGCUACCGGAUGGAACCUGGAGCUGACCAGGAAGCCAUAAAAGUCACGGCUGGUUUCUCAGAUCUGAAGACUGGGGUGCUUCUUGCCAGUAUGUCUAAGACACUUGAAUAAUUGCUGUUUGCACUUAACUGCACAGUCAGACCACAUCACUACAUAUCUAUGCAAGGGGAGGGCAAAGCAACAUGUAGUGGUCAUGGCUCUUAGCUAACCUAUUCAAAAACCUUUUCCAAUUGAUUAAUCUAUUUUCCUAUUUAUGAAGGAGUCUUAAUGUUUUGCCCUUAGGACUUUCAACCUUGUGGUUGGGAGUGGGCUGGUUCUGUAGGCCCUAGGGCCUGCUUUAUAUAUUUGUCAACAUGUGCUAUACUGAAUGGUUAAAUGGUUUAUACAUGGACUGAAUUUCUUCCCUUCCGGAGCUAUGGGAAUAGUCUGUCCUUACAGAGGCACAAUAAGAAAUAACCAAAGAUGAAGCUGGUCAAAUAUUUUCAUAACUUGUUUCUGUUGAUUUCUUUUUUAAAAAAAUUUUCUCAAGACACGUUCAGAUUUAAAAAUAAAUAAAGAUGGUGUUA